CACGUGUUUCACUGGGACAAUAGUGAGUGGUGCACACUUCCUUCGCCCGGCCACAGAAGACAAAAAAGAGUUGCUGGUGUAACAAUAGGAAGAAUAUAUUCCACUCCUCUCUUGUACACGCGGCUUAUGAGAUGAACGCUCGUCAAGAAGAACGUCCCCUUCAGCAGCAGGAGGAUCCACAGCCCCCCCACAUUAAAGAGGAAGAGGAGGAAGUGUGGAUGAGUCAGGAGGGAGAGUGUCCUGUAGGGCAGGAGGAGGCUGAUGUCAGCAAGUUUCCACUGACUGUUGUCUCUGUGAAGACUGAAGAGCAUGAAGACAAACCACCUGAGUCCUCACAGCUUCAUCACAGUCCAAACGUCCAGCAGGUGUCAGCAGAGAGUCAUGAAGAGAUUCCCUCCAAGCAGCAGGAGUGGAGCUCCAGUGUGGGACAGAAGGAGCUACAGGCCCCCUCCCACAUUAAAGAGGAAGAGGAGGAACUGUGGAAGCAGCUUCAAAGGUUGGUGGAGGAUAAUGAUGAAGAUGAAGCUCAGUCCUUACAGCUUCAUCACAGUCAAAGUGAGGAGAACAGAGGGGCGGAGCUUGUAAGUCAACACAUCACAGAAGCUGAUGGAGAGCAUUGUGAAGAUAUAAAGUCGGAACCAGACAGCAUCUUUGCUCCACUGUCAGACAUGGACCACAUGAUGUCAGACUCUUCUGAUCACAGUGACCACAUUCAAGAACCUUUGGAGAGUAAAAAUGACUCUAAAGGUGAUACGAGACAUCACACUAACAACAAAGACUCUGACUGCUCUGAAUGUGGGAAAUCAUUUAGACUGAAGAGUGAUUUUACAAGACACAUGAGAAUACAUACUGGAGAGAAACCUUUUACUUGCUCUGUUUGUAAGAAAAGUUUCUCCACAAAGCAACACAUGACCACACACAUGAGAACACACACCGGAGAGAAACCUUUUACUUGCUCUGUUUGUAAGAAGAGUUUCUCCGUUAAGCCUGCCAUGACCAGACACAUGAGAACACACACUGGAGAGAAACUUUUUACUUGCUCUCUUUGUAAGAAGAAUUUCUCCAGAAAGUCUAACAUGACCGAACACAUGAGAACACAUACUGGAGAGAAACCUUUUACUUGCUCUGUUUGUAAGAAGCGUUUCUCCACAAAGCAGCAUAUGAUCACACACAUGCAAACACAUACUGGAGAGAAACCUUUUACUUGCUCUGUUUGUAAUAAGUGUUUUUCCAGAAACCCUGACAUCUCCAUACACAUGAGAACACACACUGGAGAGAAACCUUUUACUUGCUCUGUUUGUCAGAAGAGUUUCUCCACAAAGUCUAACAUGACCUCACACAUGAGAACACAUACUGGAGAGAAACCUUUUACUUGCUCUGUUUGUAAGAAGACUUUCUCCACAAAGCCUAAGAUGUCCGCACACAUGAGAACACAUACUGGCGAGAAACCUUUUACUUGCCCUGUUUGUAAGAAGCAUUUCUCCACAAAGCUUGUCAUGACCAGACACAUGAGAACACACACUGGAGAGAAACCAUUUAGUUGCAAUGUGUGUGAUAAGAUGUUCCGGCAUAAGUGUCAGGACAGUAAACACAAGUGUGUAACAGUCAUGGAAGCUGCAGGGAUUAAGUGUUGUGAUUGUGUGAAAAUGUGCGAAAGAACUAUAGCAAAGUAUGAGGAGGAACUUUGUCUUACAAAAGAGGAGAAGGAGCGACAACAUCAACUACUGGACGCUGUUUUCAAGAAACAUCAAGUUGUGUUACACAGAACAGACGUCCAGCAGCCCCCUCACAUUAAAGAGGAAGGGGAGGAUCCACAGCCCCCUCACAUUAAAGAGGAAGAAGAGGAUCCACAGCCCCCCCACAUUAAAGAGGAAGAGGAGGAAGUGUGGAUGAGUCAGGAGGGAGAGUGUCCUGUAGGGCAGGAGGAGGCUGAUGUCAGCAAGUUUCCACUGACUGUUGUCUCUGUGAAGACUGAAGAGCAUGAAGACAAACCACCUGAGUCCUCACAGCUUCAUCACAGUCCAAACGUCCAGCAGGUGUCAGCAGAGAGUCAUGAAGAGAUUCCCUCCAAGCAGCAGGAGUGGAGCUCCAGUGUGGGACAGAAGAAGCUCGAGACCACUCAUAUAGAGGAAGAAGAGGAACUGUGGGAGCAGCUUCCAAGGUUGGAGGAGGUUAAUGACGAAGAUGAUAUAAAGUCAGAACCAGACAGCAUCUUUGCUCCACUGUCAGACAUGGACCACAUGAUGUCAGACUCUUCUGAUCACAGUGACCACAUCCAAAAACCUUUGAAGAGUAAAAAUGACUCUGAAGGUGAUACGAGACAUCAAAAUAACAGCAAACACUUUGACUGCUCUGAAUGUGAAAAAUCUUUUAGACAUAAGAGUAAUUUUACAGUACACAUGAGAACACAUACUGGAGAGAAACCUUAUACUUGCCCUGUUUGUAAGAAGAGUUUCUCCAGAAAGCAAUACAUGACCACACACAUGACAAUACAUACUGGAGAGAAACCUUUUACUUGCUCUGUUUGUAAGGAGAGUUUCCCCAGAAAGAAUGACAUGACCACACACAUGAGAACACAUACUGGAGAGAAACCUUUUGCUUGCUCAAUUUGUGCUAAAAGAUUCAACGCUAAGAGUAUCAUGACAUUACACAUGAAAAUACACACAGGUGAGAAACCUUUCACUUGCUCUGUCUGUAAGAAGAGCUUCAUCAGAAAGCAUCACAUGACCACACACAUGAGAACACACACUGGAGAGAAACCUUUUACUUGCUCUGUCUGUAAGAAGAGUUUCUCCAUGAAGCCUGACAUGACCACACACAUGAGAAUACAUACUGGAGAAAAACCUUUUCCUUGCUCUGUUUGUAAGAAGAGUUUCUCCACAAAGCGUAACAUGACCACACACAUGAGAACACACACUGGAGAGAAACCUUUUAUUUGCUCUGUUUGUAAGAAGAGUUUCUCCAGAUGGCAACACAUGACCACACACAUGAGGACACACACUGGUGAGAAACCUUUUCCUUGCUCUGUUUGUAAGAAGAGUUUCUCCAUGAAGCCUGACAUGACCACACACAUGAGAAUACAUACUGGAGAGAAACCUUUUACUUGCCCUGUUUGUAAGAAGAGUUUCUCCAGAAAGCAAUGUGUGACCAAACACAUGAGAACACACAAUGGAGAGAAACCGUUUGUGUGAUAAAACAAUCAGGUUUAAGUAUCAGGACAGUAAACACAAGUGUGUAACAGUCAUGGAAGCUGCAGGGAUGUAAAAACACUCAAACGGUGAUUGUGCUAAAUGUACUUUAAAAACACAGCAUGAUUAAUAUGAACGUAUAUUUUAUGUUCAAUGUUGUGCUUCUUAUCUUCUACUCUUAUAUGUUGUCCUGUAAUGACUUUUUAAGUUGUGUGCAUUUAUUGAAUAUUAUAUAUGUUGCUAAAUUUUUAUUCUAUUUUCCCAUUGUUAAAGAGAGGUCAUCUUAUUUUUUAUUUUUUUUUCCAACACAUUUUCUCCAUUGCACUUUAUUGAUGUUAUUUUCCAAUUAAAAGUAUGAAUUAAUAACAUUGUUAAAACAAUUUGGACCCUAAGUUCGGACACAGAUUCAUCGUCAUCAUCAUCAUCAUCAUCAUCAGAAUACUGGAUGAAACUUUAACAUUACUUUUUUUAAUAUAAGUGUGACCUCAAUAUUCCUCGAUAAUAAGACUAAAAAUAGAGAUUUAAGUACCAUAUUAGAGUGCCUCUUGUAGUAUUCCACCUCGCCACAUUGUGAGAAGUGGGGGCUAGCAGUUGCAUGUUUUUAUCAUGUUUUAUCAGCGAGGAAGACAGCAUUUGUCUUUAUUUUUUUGUCAGAUUCAAGUUUUAAUGUUCUUUUCAUUAAUAAAUUAAUCACUAUGGCUGGCAAUAUUAAGGAUUAUUUAUAGAUAUUUAAGAACAAAUUCCCUCCUUGACAGGUAGCAAAAUGACUCCACAAAAUGUGAACUAGCAGCUGACUCAGUAAAUAUUUUUUUAAUUUUCUAAUUAGUUAACUAUAAAGAGUAACAUCCAUCCAUUUUCUACCGCUUAUUCCCCUUUGGGGUCGCGGGGGGCGCUGCUGCCUACCUCAGCUACAAUCGGGCGGAAGGCGUUGUACACCCUGGACAAGUCGCCGUCUCAUCGCAGGGCCAACACAGAUAGACAGACAACAUUCACACUCACAUUCACACACUAGGGACCAUUUAGUGUUGCCAAUCAACCUAUCCCCAGGUGCAUGUCUUUGGAAGUGGGAGGGGCCUAUCCCCAGGUGCAUGUCUUUGGAGGUGGGAGGGGCCUAUCCCCAGGUGCAUGUCUUUGGAGGUGGGAGGGGCCUAUCCCCAGGUGCAUGUGUUUGGAGGUGGGAGGAAACCGGAGUACCCGGAGGGAACCCACGCAUUCACGGGGAGAACAUGCAAACUCCCCACAGAAAGAUCCUGAGCCCGGGAUUGAACCCUGACUACUCAGGACCUUCGUAUUGUGAGGCAGACACACUAACCCCUCUUCCACCGUGAAGCCUUAAAGAGUAACAUGACAGUGGAAAUUUCACAAUAAUUCACCAAAAAUCGGAAAUUGGGAAUGAUUUCUUAAGAUGCAGAUGAACCAGGUGGCACCAUGCAGUAAAAAAAACGGAUGUUUUUGAUAAACGAACAAAAACCGAGAGCAACAGGGAACUGUGAAGACAACAAAACAAACCGCUGAAACCCAGCAAAACACUCACAGGAAAUGUGGAGCAGACAGCGUCCACAAAAUAUGUGCGUACUCGAGCUUGACAUCUAAAAGGAUAGUCACCCGUGAACAAAGAAUAAUGUCCGGACAACAAAGGUAGCAAGAGGAUCAAUUGAAAUAGUCUUGAUUGCAAACAGAAAAAAGGUGAGGGGAAAUGCUCGGGGACAGAAGUGAAGCUGCCACGGGAAAACACCAACAAAACUGGGAGAGCCACCAAAAUAAAAGCACAGGACAGGAAUUCAAACAUUAAACAGCGGAAAACACGAACAAAAUGUGAACAAAAUUUGCCAGAUGUGACAAAUGGAGUGUCAGAAAUGAGCUGAGCCAAGAUUGACAGGCUGGAUAAUGAGGGAGAAGCAAUCUAGUGUCAUGUCAGCACACUGGGACUGGAAGGCAGGAUUCACACAAUCUUCUUCUCACUUCUCUCUCAUGUGGAGGCUACAGUCCGCAUGACAGAAGUCACUACUACAACUACUCUUAUUUCAUUUAAAUGUAUUUUUUACUUACAAAUUAUUAUUAUUAUUGUUUUUUUCAUGGACAUCCAUCAUCUGACAUUGUUAUCCAUUACAUCAUAUUUGCAUACAUCAUACAUCUAUUGUCUGCCCGAAAGAUCAAAAUAUUAUUUUUUGUUUAUUUCCCAACGAUGAC
Messenger RNA from Nerophis ophidion (straightnose pipefish), 5378 nucleotides. Its product is annotated as zinc finger protein 568-like. Gene Ontology annotation, molecular function: DNA-binding transcription factor activity, RNA polymerase II-specific; RNA polymerase II cis-regulatory region sequence-specific DNA binding. The record is from RefSeq and is a predicted model, not a curated record. Gene Ontology annotation, biological process: regulation of transcription by RNA polymerase II. Lineage: Eukaryota; Metazoa; Chordata; Actinopteri; Syngnathiformes; Syngnathidae. Bases 132 to 3191 code for a protein of 1019 amino acids. The transcript is spliced from 6 exons.